UAGUGCUGACAAAGUGUAUCUUGUUGUUGUUCUAAAUAUAUUAGUGUAUUGUUAAAAGUUUUAGUUUUAUGUUGCUGCUGCUUUGGUUUUUGUUAUUAACUGACAUUAGUAUUUCAGAUGGUAGUGGUUGUAGAUUACGCCGAUAGAGAAAAUGAAGGGGACCUAAGAAUGGAAACACAAUUGGCAACACCUGAGGCUAUAGCUUUUAUUGUUGCUGCACUCUUCCAAGACCACCCAGAUCUUCUUGAUGGGUUUAUUCAUUUUCUUCUUAAUGUUUCCGCAGCUGCCUCUGCUCAUACUGUUGCUCAGAAUUAUGGGUUUCGAGAUAGGAGCUCUGCAUUGCCUAUAGUGCGGCAACUGCAUGUUGAAAAGCCUGACCCAGAUGGUAGGAGGACUGUGAUAACUUGUGCAGCAUGUGGUGGGCAUUUGGGUCAUGUAUUCAAGGGAGAAGGGUUCAAGGUUUCAACAGAUGAACGCCAUUGCGUCAAUAAUGUUUCUGUCAAAUUUGUUCCUGGAAAUGCUGCUUCUUCCAUAUAAAACAUUACUUUUCAAAAUUGUAGUAGGUUUUUUAAAGUGAA
Molecule: messenger RNA, 578 nt
Organism: Vicia villosa (hairy vetch)
Lineage: Eukaryota; Viridiplantae; Streptophyta; Magnoliopsida; Fabales; Fabaceae
Exons: 3
Coding region: 118-537 (139 amino acids)
Biological process (GO): riboflavin biosynthetic process; protein repair; regulation of DNA-templated transcription
Molecular function (GO): peptide-methionine (R)-S-oxide reductase activity; 3,4-dihydroxy-2-butanone-4-phosphate synthase activity
Source: RefSeq, a predicted model, not a curated record